AUGCUAUCAAAAACACUUCUCAGGUCGAAGUACCAGUGCAUUUCGUGCGUUCUACGGCGAACAGCGGUCGCCGUUCAUCAACCGACGUCAUCGUCGAAAUUGCUUAGUAAAGGAGAGAUGAAGAACACGAAAACAUGUUCGCCUGUGAAGCUCAGCUACGAUUUGGCGCUGCUCGGGGCACAAGUGGAGUCCACAGCCAGUCGGGAUUACCUCAGUUUUGAUUUGCAGUGCGUCCGUGACAAUUUGUAA
Soboliphyme baturini is the source of this 249-nucleotide messenger RNA. NCBI's taxonomy places the organism in Eukaryota, Metazoa, Nematoda, Enoplea, Dioctophymatida, Soboliphymatidae. The record is from the annotation of a GenBank genome assembly.